This is a messenger RNA of Nematolebias whitei (Rio pearlfish), 2870 nucleotides long. RefSeq names its product integrin, alpha 6a (gene itga6a). The transcript has 23 exons. Gene Ontology annotation, cellular component: external side of plasma membrane; integrin complex. Bases 138 to 2870 code for a protein of 910 amino acids. Lineage: Eukaryota; Metazoa; Chordata; Actinopteri; Cyprinodontiformes; Rivulidae. The record is from RefSeq and is a predicted model, not a curated record. Gene Ontology annotation, biological process: leukocyte migration; integrin-mediated signaling pathway; cell-cell adhesion. Gene Ontology annotation, molecular function: integrin binding.
CCAAGGCUUUAAACAGACAAACAUCCAUUAUCACUGGAGGUCUUUAUAAAUGUGAAAUCACCCAAUCCACUGGCUGUGAACGUGUCCAGUUUGAUAAUGAAGAGGACACACAACAUGAGAGUAAAGAGAACCAGUGGAUGGGUGUAACUGUACAAAGUCAAGGACCUGGGGGAAAGAUCAUGACAUGUGCUCAUCGUUAUCAGAAGCGUUACUGGGAGUCUUACACCACUCCUGGACGCUGUUACGUCUUCAGUCAGGACUUGACCUUCGACCCAUUCUCUAAUACGGACGGAGGCGGCUGGAACUUCUGUGAGGGCAGAAGCAAAGACCACCACCAUUUCGGCUUCUGCCAGCAAGGCCUAGCAGCCACUUUUACUAAGGACUACCAUUAUGUGAUGUUUGGAGCCCCAGGAGCUUACAACUGGCAGGGGAUUGUGCAAGUGGACCAAAGGAACAACACUUUGGUAGAGAUGGAAAUAUUUGAAGAUGGCCCUUAUGAGGUUGUGAAUGAGCUCAAUUCUCUACCUGCCAACAGCUACCUAGGAUUCUCGCUCGAUUCGGGACACCGCAUCACCAAGAGUCGUGACCUGACAGUGGUGGCUGGAGCGCCAAGAGCCAAUCACAAAGGAGCUGUAGUCCUGCUGAAACGCGAAAAUAAACUCUCCGGCAAACUUUUGGUGGAGCACAUUCUCCACGGGUCGGGCCCGGCAUCUUCCUUUGGAUACGAUGUGGCUGUGGUUGACCUGAACGGUGAUGGAUGGGAGGACAUAGUUGUAGGAGCUCCCCACUUCUAUACGAAGGACAAAGACAUUGGUGGAGCUGUUUAUGUUUACAUUAACAAGGCCGGACUUUGGGAAAAUGUAUCUCCUGUCCAGCUGAACGGGACCAAACUCUCAAUGUUCGGACUGGCCGUGGAGGACAUCGGAGACAUCAAUCAAGACUCAUACAAAGAUCUCGCAGUUGGAGCGCCACAGGAUGAUGACGGGGCAGGAAACGUCUACAUUUAUCAUGGAUCUGCGCAAGGAAUCAAAACCAGUUCUGCGCAGAUCCUUUCAGGUAAAGCGCACAGCAUUAGAUUCUUUGGAUAUUCUUUGGCAGGCAACAUGGACCUGGAUGAUAACUCUUAUCCAGACCUGGCUGUAGGAUCUCUGUCAGAUUCUGCUGUAAUUUACAGGGCGAGGCCAGUUGUUACCAUUACAAAAGAUGUCAAAGUAUCUCCUGAAGAAAUUGACCUAAGUCAAACUACCUGUGGAAACAGUUUUUGCUUCACUGUUGAAACAUGCUUCAGCUUCAAAGGGAACCCUGCAUUUUACAACCCACAACUAACUAUUAGAUAUUCUAUUGAGGCGGACGGACUUCGGUUGAACUCCAGAGUGAUGUUCCUGAAUGAAUCCCAGGCUGAAUCUGACAACCAGUUUAACAGCACAAUAGAGCUCCAGGGUCAAAAUAAGCCAAAGUGCAUCAUCUUAACAGCCAAACUUAAGGACAACAUUAAGGACAAGAUGAGGAGCAUCAUCAUUGAAGUUUCUGCGAAAAUUAUUGGUGCAAAACAACAGAAAGCAAAACAUAGCCUCCCUGACAUAUUGCCCAUUUUAGAUACUAAUCAACCAAGCAAAGCUGUCACAGAGAUAACCUUUGUAAAGGAGGGAUGCAGGGAUGGUCAGAUUUGCCGCAGCAACCUGAAGAUGGAGUACAGUCUGCACUACAAAGAGAGCAGCCAGGAGUUCACCUCGUUACCUAAAAGUGAAAACAAUGUCCCAGAGUUUUUUCUGAACUAUCAGAAGAAGGACUUGGCUCUGCUGGUGACGGUGACCAACAUGAACGGUGACGAUGCUUAUGAAGCAAAGCUUGUAGGGAAUUUCCCAAACACCCUGUCGUACUCUGGCGUCCGCUCAGUGACUAUAAUUGCAACUGGAAAGUCCAGUGAUCAGACUGAUCUUGCUCCUGUGAAAGUUAAAAGUAAAGUCAUAGUUGAAUUACCUUUGUCAAUAAGUGGUGAAGCCAAACCCAGUCAGGUUUCCUUCGGAGGUGUUGUGAAAGGAGAAAGUGCGAUGAAAAGAGAAGACGACAUCGGAAGUCUGAUCAACUUUUCUUUCACGAUCAACAACUUGUGGAAGUCUUUGGAGCCUUCCAUUAAAGCCUCUCUUUACAUCCACUGGCCCAAGUCAAGCAAAGAUGGGAAGUGGCUUCUGUACCUGGUGAAGAUCAUGUCUCGUGGACCAGGGGAUGUCGCCUGCUCCCCAGAAUCUGAGAUCAACUUUCUUAAACUGGCUCAGGACUCCUCAGUGACCCGAACAAAAAGAGAAAUUGCUGCAAAAGAAAGAAACUCUGGUUCCAAAAUGUUUUUUCUUGCAGGAAAGAAUAAUGCAUUGUCCUGUGAGGAAGAAAACAGAUGCGUGGUGCUAAAGUGCCCCCUGCAGGGCUUUGAUGGUACAGCAGUUGAGCUGAGAUCUCGUCUGUGGAACUCCACCUUCAUUGAGGAUUUUGCUUCGUUUCCAACCGUGCUUUUAACAGUGAAGGCUUCUCUGGUGCUGCACACUCAGGCUCAGAACUUGAUCCUGACAACUCCUGACGCCAUCGUGAAGGUGACGGUGUCCCCUGACAGCUCCGUGGCUCAGUACGGAGGAGUUCCCUGGUGGAUCAUACUGCUGGCCGUCCUCGCAGGAGUCUCCAUUUUGGCUUUGAUGGUGUUUUUACUGUCAAAGUGCGGAUUCUUCAAACGCUCCCGACAGGAUGACAGCGUCCCCCGUUACCACGCCGUGAGAAUAAAAAAGGAAACUCCUCUGUGUCGCGAUGGAAAAGUCAUCCUUGAUGCUUUUGAAAAGAAGCAGUGGAUGACGACAUGGAUGGACAAUGAAAGUUACUCGUGA